Molecule: messenger RNA, 1551 nt
Organism: Vicia faba (fava bean)
Lineage: Eukaryota; Viridiplantae; Streptophyta; Magnoliopsida; Fabales; Fabaceae
Source: the annotation of a GenBank genome assembly
AUGAAAAUUGGUGAAAUAUGGUCACAACUAGGUUCAAUCAUGGCUAGCAUAAUGUUUGUAUAUGCCAUGUUUGAUAAAUUCUUCCCACCUCAUCUUCGUAGAUAUUUUCUCAAAUACACAAACAAAUUCUCAACUCUUUUCUAUCCAUAUAUACAAAUCAAAUUCCAUGAACUAUCCGGAGAGAAACUCAAACACAGCGAAACUUACAAAACCAUCCAAACAUAUCUCAGCGCUAACUCGUCACAAAGUGCUAGAAGACUUAAAGCGGAAGUUAUCAAAGAUAGCCAAAAUCCAUUAGUCCUAAGCAUGGAUGAUAACCAAGAAAUCGUCGACGAGUUCAAUGGAAUCAAAGUUUGGUGGUCUGCAAAUCACACCACUUCAAAAUCACAAUCAUUUUCAUUUUUCCCUACUUCGGAUGAGAAGAGAUUCUUAACAUUAACCUUCCACAAAAGAAAUCGCGAUGUUAUAACUACCUCGUACAUUCAACAUGUGUUGGAAGAAGGAAAGGCUAUUACAACGAAGAAUAGGCAGUUAAAGCUUUACACCAACAAUCCAAGCAAGGAAUGGAUGAGGUAUAUGAGUACAAAGUGGAGUCAUACAAGUUUUGAGCACCCGGCGUGUUUUGAAACACUUGCUAUGGAACCGGAGAAGAAAGAAGAAAUCAUAAAUGAUCUUCUUAAGUUCAAAGAAGGGAAAGAGUAUUAUACUAAAGUUGGAAAGGCUUGGAAGCGUGGUUAUUUACUUUUUGGUCCUCCGGGGACUGGAAAAUCUACCAUGAUAUCUGCUAUUGCUAAUUUCAUGAACUAUGAUGUUUAUGAUCUUGAGUUAACCGUUGUUAAGGAUAACAAUGAGUUGAAGAGGCUUUUAAUUGAGACGUCGAACAAGUCUAUUAUAGUGAUUGAAGAUAUUGAUUGUUCUUUGAAUCUUACUGGGCAAAGGAAGAUGAAAAAAGAGAAUGAUGAUGAUGAGAAUGAAGAGAAAAAGAAACUUGUGGAUAAAGCUAAAGGAGAAGAGAAAAAUGAAAGUAAGUUAACUCUUUCGGGUUUGUUGAAUUUUAUUGAUGGAAUUUGGUCGGCCUGUGGAGCGGAGAGGAUUAUAAUAUUUACGACGAAUUUUGUGGAUAAACUUGAUCCUGCUCUCAUUAGGAGGGGAAGGAUGGAUAAGCACAUAGAGAUGUCAUAUUGUAGCUAUGAAGCAUUCAAGGUUCUUGCAAGGAAUUACUUAGAUGUUGAGUCUCAUGAUGAGUUGUUUCCAGUUAUUGGAAAGUUGUUGGAGGAUACUAAUAUGACACCUGCUGAUGUUGCUGAGAAUUUGAUGCCAAAGUCUAUUACUGAAGAUUUUGAAACUUGUUUGAAGAAAUUGAUUCAAUCUCUUGAGGAAGCAAAGAAAAAGUUAGAGGAAGAGGAAGCAAAGAAAAAAACUGAGGAGAAGGUUGAGGAAGCAAGACUUAAGGAAGAGAAAGAUAAACAAAAAAUUGCUCAAGAGGAAGAAAAUGUGAAGGCUAAUGAAAAUUCUAAGGAAAAUGAUAAGGAGAAUGGUUUAAUCCAUUAA